Abrus precatorius (Indian licorice) is the source of this 2499-nucleotide messenger RNA. RefSeq names its product protein SRG1-like. Bases 753 to 1790 code for a protein of 345 amino acids. NCBI's taxonomy places the organism in Eukaryota, Viridiplantae, Streptophyta, Magnoliopsida, Fabales, Fabaceae. The transcript has 5 exons. The record is from RefSeq and is a predicted model, not a curated record.
UUGACGAAAUUUCUUUCUUCUUUGACCGACCUCUUUAUCCCUCUUUCAGAACUGUAAACACCUGACCAUUCAUGCGUUUUUUUUCCUCUUGGAGAGUGCUAUCUCAAAUCAUUGUUGAAGCUACCUGUGCUUUAGCAGAGAAGGCUAAUUCCUGCUUCUAAAGUUUGGUAGAUUUCUUUAAAUGCUCUAGCGUGCUGGACUACGAAUCUUCGUUGUGAAUCCUGGUGUUAAUUAAUGGACGCAUCUAUCUGGGAAAUAUAUAUUACGUGGUUUACUAUUUACUAUCUAAUUCAAACAUCAGCAAUGAUACAUUUUUUUUUAUGAAUAUGCAUUAUCAACACAGACUUGUUAUAUUAUUUUCUUCUCCAAAUACAUUCUAAUAAUAAUUUCUUUUUAGAAAAAUAUCAGCAUUAUAUAAUUUCAUUAUGAAUAUGCAUUAUCACCCUAAAAAAAUGAAUUGUUAUUCAACUAUGCAUUGAUGCAUUUUUUUAAAAGUAUAUUUAGCUGUAACGAGACGUUAAAUUCAUUGUAAUGUGUGCUAGCAAAUGAUUAAAAAUACCAGUGUAAAGUUAUUUAGCAAUAAUAGUGGAUUAAAAUUACGAUUCUUUGACAUAAUAUGCUUUUCUGCCAUUCUUUGUAAUAAUAAAAUUUAAUUAUUUUGUUUUGGAAUUGGAUCCAACCCAUAUUUGCACCUUAGAGGCCUGUGGGCUUGACAUCAAUCCAAGAAAGAGGAGGCAAUAUUUUAAAAAAAAAUGUCUCUGUUGGUGCCUUCAGUUCAUGAACUUGCAAAGCAACCCAUUACCGAAGUUCCAGAACAGUAUCUUCGACCAAAUCAAGAUUCUCCUAUUAUUUCUAAUUCAGACACUUUACCGCAAAUUCCAGUCAUUGAUCUCAGUAAAUUGUUAUCUGAAGAUGUAACGGAGCUAGAGAAGCUAGACCAUGCAUGCAAGGAGUGGGGUUUCUUCCAGGUGAUUAAUCAUGGAGUCAACCCUUUAUUAUUGGAAAAUGUGAAAAGAGGUGUUGAAGAGUUCUUAAAUCUUCCAAUAGAAAAGAAGAAGCAAUUUUGGCAAACCCCAGAAGAUUCACAAGGGUUUGGUCAGAUGUUUGUUAUGUCUGAGGAUCAAAAGCUAGAAUGGGCAGAUUUGUUCUUCAUUCUCACCCUUCCAUCAUAUGCAAGGAAUCCGCGCUUAUUUCCUAAUUUUCCCCAGCCAUUGAGAGAUAAUUUAGAGAACUACACAUUAGAGGUGAAAAAUCUUUGCAUCACAAUCAUUGAUCGUAUGGCAAUAGCUCUUAACAUAGAACCAAAGGAAGUGGUAGAGUUGUUUGAAGAUAUAUCUCAAGCAAUGAGGUGGAAUCAAUACCCUCCAUGUCCUCAACCAGAAAAUGUCAUUGGAUUGAAUCCUCAUUCUGAUGCUGGUGCCCUUACCAUCCUUCUUCAAGUUAAUGAAGUAGAUGGCCUACAAAUAAAAAAAGAUGGAAAGUGGAUUCCUGUGAAACCCCUCUCAAAUGCUUUUGUUGUCAAUAUUGGAGAUACUAUGGAGAUAUUAACGAAUGGAAUUUAUCGGAGCAUCGAACAUCGCGCAACAAUUAACUCAGAGAAAGAGAGAAUUUCCAUUGCUGCAUUUCACCGACCUCAAAUGAACAAAAGUUUGGGUCCAACACCAAGCCUUGUUACUCCUGAAAGACCUGCUUUGUUUAGAAGAACUACUGUUGCAGAGUACUACAAAACAUUCCUUUCACGUGAGCUACAAGGGAAAUCUUGUCUUGAUGUCUUUAGGAUCCAAAAUUAGGUGGGUCAAUAAGAAAAGUAUAUGUAGGAUUUUGCUGGGGAUUGAAAAAAUAAGGCAUAGAUAUAGUCCUUAAAAUUGACCCAUUUGUUAGUUUGAUCCUUAAAAUGAAAAAAAAUCAUCAAAUUUAGUCUUAAAAGUUGUCACAAUCAGUCAAUUUAGUAAAUCACAUUAUGAAUCCGUAAAUCUAGUCCUUGACUUUGGCAAAUACUAAUCAAAUUUAAUCGUUGAUGUCGGUGUACAUCAAUUGAUUAAUUUAGUUCAUGCUGUCAGACCAAAUUCAGUGAUAGUUGUCAAAGUCAAAGAUUAAAUUGAUGAUUUAGUAAUGUUAAAAGUUGAAUUAUUGAUUUGGGUGUCCAUUUCAAAACCUAAAUUGAUUGAUAGUUGUCAAUUUUAUGGACCAAGUUUGCUUUUAUAUAAUAUCAGAAACAAAUUUAAGUAGUUGUGCUCAUAGUAGAGAAUAAAUGUUUUACUCGAUGAAAAUAGAACGUGUACACCAAAAGCAAUUGUGAUACACAGUAGCUAAACUAUGAUACACGUUGUUCAAGGCUUUUAGUGGGUGAUGUAAAUAGGAGCUAUGGUGGCCUACAAAUUUCUAUAGUAGGAGUUGAAAUCUGUAUGUUUGUACUAGUUGGUCAAUACGUGCCUGAGGUAUUGUAAUUGCUGUAUUUUGUCCACCUUUUUUUAUCUAUCUAUCUACUUACUGUUAUUU